CUUCGCCCUCCUUCUCUCUUUGUUCUGAAGCGCGAUUAAAUCAUGUCAUUUCGUCUUUUGUUUUAUCCAUCGAGGUUUAAGAUCGAGAUGUUGUUGAUUGAUCUUCUGGAGUUCCUGUCAAAACUUAUAAUUUUGUCUCUUAUCUGAUGCAAACUCCCGAGAUUUCGUAUUUCUUCUGAUCCAAUACAACUCCUCGGGGUUUGAUUCGCGUAAAUUCUUGCAUCACGAGCGAGAAAGAUUUCUUCCUUAGCAUGGGUGCAUCUCCUGUGAUGCAUCGAUGAAACCAAGAAAUUCCAAAUUCCAGCAUUGUAUUUGGAAAGUAGUACUUUUUGAUAGUUUCUAUUCUUGUUGUGUUAAUCGAUGCAAAUGCGUCGCGACUUCUUGAGGCGUAAGUUACUGCUCUAGACGUGGCUUUUGAUGUAUAGUUUCCGAAGAAUUUUGUCUAUCCUAUUUUGUGACUAUGUACCUAUUUUUCUCUGUUUGUGAUUCCUUGUGUUUAAUUUUCACAUAUGUACAUGUACUUGUUUUUCUUCGAAUAAAAAGAUCCGACAUGUAACCUUGUUGUAUUCUUGAAUCUUCAAGGUAACUGCUUAUAUGAAAGCUGUCUUCAGCUUUUAGAAAGCUUAUGAACAGGAAAUGUCCAUUUCAAACUUAGAGAAAAACUUUACUCCCCAUCGUGGGUUUAGUUAGCUCUAUGUGGUGGGUGCCCUUCACCUUGGUUCUUAAUAAGGUUGAUUAUAAUUUUAUAGCAUAUAUAUUGCAUGACUCUUCGAACAUGAGCUUCCACUAUAUCCUGGAUGAGUAAUGUUUUUCCUUCUGGUGAGAACCAGCAAAAAGGGUAGGAAAUAAAAUUUACCAAAUAUUAGUGCAAAAAAGAGAAAAAAAUGAAGGAGCGUGGGAUAACCUAUUUCAACGUAGGUUUAGUUAUAUUUAGUUCACACCAAUUGAAGCUUUCAGAAAUUGACUAGAGCCGGAAAAUAAAUGCAAAUAUGCCUCGUUACGUAUUGUUCUUGGCUAAAACUGAAGUGCUAUAUUUCAUCAAAUUUGAUCUUUAAUGAUUUAGAUGCUCUGUCAUAUUCUGUUAGUAUAUACUUCUACUCUGGUAGACGUUCCCACUGGAUUGAUUGACUGAUUCACUUUUUUAUAAUUAGAAAAAUAGAUGUUCCAUAAUUAGUAUCUGUCAAGUGGUCCAUGAGCAAAGGUUGCCAUUUUGAUCCUGUAAUUUGAAAAUUCAUCGAGUAAAUUACAGGAAUUGAAGACAGUGACAAUUCUUUCUUUACUUCAAGUUCGAAAGAAAUGUUCUUUUUUUUUUCAAUUAAUGCAGCAUUUUGGACUAAGAGAAGAUGGCCAUGAAGAAGAAUCCCACAGUUUUUUUGGACAUUUCAGUGGACAGAAACCCUGCCGAGAGAAUGGAGAUAGAGCUUUUUGCUGAUGUAGUUCCAAAGACUGCAGAGAAUUUUCGAGCACUUUGCACUGGUGAAAAAGGCAUUGGAGAUUCUACACAAUUGCCACUGCAUUACAAGGGAUCAUUCUUUCAUCGCAUUGUAAAAGGAUUUGUUGCUCAAGGAGGUGAUUUCUCAAGGCGAGAUGGCAGUGGUGGUGAGAGCAUUUAUGGAAGAAAAUUUCCAGAUGAGAAUUUUAAGCUGAAGCAUGAUGGACCUGGCCUUUUGUCCAUGGCAAGCUCUGCACCCAACUCAAAUGGAUCUCAAUUUUUCAUCACCUUCAAGGCAACACCACAGCUUGAUGGCAAAAAUGUUGUUUUCGGAAAGGUAGUAAGUGGAUCUAACCUGCUGAAGAAAAUAGAACAGGCAGGUUCUGAGAAAGGGAAACCUCUUUGCCUUGUAAAAGUUGUAGAUUGUGGUGAAGCUUCUGAUGGUAAGACUCAAGUUGCUCCAGGAAAAGAGAAAGAGAAAAAACGUAACGAGUCCAGCUUGGAUCUUUGUUCCAAUGACAGUUCUGGUGGAGAACAGAGGUCAAGUCAUAAAAGAACUAUUAAAGAUAAGAGAAAGAAGAGAAAGAGAAGAUAUUCAUCAUCUGAUUCUUCUAGUUCUGAUGAUUCUGAUUCGGACUCCUAUUCAUCUGAUAGUGGCUCUAGUUCUUACUCUGAUUCAUCAGAUUCUAGUUCAUCCAGCGGUGCUAGAUACAAGAGGAGAAAGAGAACAUCAAGAAAAAGGAAAAAUAGGAAUGGAAAAGGCAAGAGAGAUCAUCAUACAGAUAAACGACAAAGAAGGCAUGACAAAAAAUCAACUCGCAAGCCAAAAUGGAGCUCAAGUUCUAGUGACUCAGAGAGUGAAACUACCAGCGGUAGUAGUAGCUCUGGCUCUGAAAGAGCUGGCCAUCGGGAUGAUACUCGUAAAGCCAAGCACUCGUUGCAAACCGCUGAUACAUCACUUGAAGUUGGAAAGAAACAAUCUCUUUCAAUAGUCCCAGGAAAAGAAUCAGCUGCAGAAAGGACAAAGAAAAGUGAACGGGUAGCUGCUCAGGUUAAUGCAUCACGUGAAUCAGGCCUAGUUUUUCAAGAAACUAGAGAUGAUCCAGAAGACUCCUAUCGUUCUAUAGGAAAAUUUAACAAAAUGGCCAAUCAACCUCCCAAGUCAAAUGAGAAAUCAAGCAGAUCCAGCAGCCCGAUAAUACCGGAGGGAGAUCGCAUUGGAAGUCCUAGGGUCCAUGCAGACAAGGGACCUACAUCAAGUCCAAGUGGAGUUCCACAUAUUGGUGGUGCUAAUCAAAGUUCCGUCGGAGGAAUCAGUAGAAGCAAAAGCCAUUCAGCGAGUCCAACAAGGAGUCCUGGGCGUAAAGCUUCUGAGCCUGCUUUAAAGCAACUGGAUGUGUCCAGAAAGCCAUCCCCUAGUGGUCCCCCAAAACGCAUUAGGAAGGGACGUGGAUUCAGUGAUAAGUAUGCCUAUGUACGGAAAUACAGGACUCCGUCUCCAGAGCGUUCUCCUGUUCGCUCCUACUAUUAUAGAGGCAGAUAUGAACAAGAAUGGGGAAGAAAUAGGUACUCAAGACGCACAUUCAAUUCUGAGCGUUCACCUGCCCGGCGGUAUCAAGGCUCUCCAAGAGGCAGUAGCCCACCCAGAUACCGUGGCAGAAGGGACCGAAGCAGGAGCAUGUCACGCAGCCCUGUUGGGUAUCGCAGCCGUCGUAGGGAUCGUACUCAGAGCCCAAGACGAAGCCGUAGUCCAUUGGAUGACCAGAAGCCUGCGCUAGGCAAUAGGAUACAAUCUCGUCUUGGUCCUCAAGGAGGUGGCUACUGCUCCGUCAGUGGACGGUCAAGGUCAAGAUCUCCACAUCCAUCAGCAUUUAAAUCUGAUGCAGGGCCACAGGACAUGGAAGAUAAGGGAGGGUCUCAAAGCAGCUCCAGAUCUAGCAGCCCUGCGCCAAACAAUGGAUUGGUGGCAUAUGGAGAUGGGAGUCCUGAUAGGUAGCGCCUGCAAACGGCGUUGAUGGCUUGGCUUAAAAGUAUGUCUCACCUUUGCAGCAUACGAGUCUCCUGGUAUUUCUCAUUACUUUAUAAUGGUGGUUUGGGGGAACCCAUCAAACUCUCCAGAAACCAUGUUCUUGCUUAAGGCUCUUCCGUGUUUAAAGUCAUCUUGGUGUUGAACGUUAAACGUGAGUUUGAGUUUUAUGUUAUUGCUCAACGGAAUCUUCCGCCA
This is a messenger RNA of Musa acuminata AAA Group (dessert banana), 3656 nucleotides long. Its product is annotated as peptidyl-prolyl cis-trans isomerase CYP63-like. Bases 1344 to 3428 code for a protein of 694 amino acids. The transcript is spliced from 13 exons. Gene Ontology annotation, molecular function: peptidyl-prolyl cis-trans isomerase activity. Lineage: Eukaryota; Viridiplantae; Streptophyta; Magnoliopsida; Zingiberales; Musaceae. Gene Ontology annotation, biological process: protein peptidyl-prolyl isomerization; protein folding. The record is from RefSeq and is a predicted model, not a curated record.